CAGCAGGGGACGAUGCUGCCGAGGCGGCGGCGGCGGCGCGCUCCGGCGGUCUGAAGCGGCGGCCGGCUGCCACGGGCCGGCGGCGCAAUGAGCUGGGGGGCCGCCCCCGGCUCGGGGCUGUGAGGGGCUCGGGGCCGGGGGUGGGCGGCGGCGGCGGCGCGGCGGGCCGCCAACGCUUCUUCCAGGCGGCGGCGGCGGUGGCCAUGCGCGGGACGGCGCGGUUGGGGCCGCCGCGCCGGGGCCGCCUCCCGGGGGCCCGCGGCCUGAGGGCCCCGCCGCCGCCGCUGCUGCUCCUGUUCGCGCUGCUGCCGCUGCUGCCCGCGCCUGGCGCCGCUGCUGUCCCGGCCCCGCGGCCCCCGGCGCUGCCGCCAGUGGCCGCGGGGCCCAGCGUGAGCCUCUACCUGAGCGAGGACGAGGUGCGCCGGCUCAUCGGUCUUGAUGCAGAACUUUAUUAUGUGAGAAAUGACCUUAUUAGUCACUACGCUCUGUCCUUUAACCUGUUAGUACCCAGUGAGACAAAUUUUCUGCACUUCACUUGGCACGCAAAGUCCAAGGUUGAAUAUAAGCUGGGAUUCCAAGUAGACAAUUUUGUGGCUAUGGACAUGCCCCAGGUCAACAUUUCUGCUCAGGGGGAAGUUCCACGCACUUUAUCAGUGUUUCGAGUCGAGCUUUCCUGUACUGGCAAAGUAGAUUCUGAGGUUAUGAUACUAAUGCAGCUCAACUUGACAGUAAAUUCUUCCAAAAACUUUACAGUCUUAAAUUUUAAGCGAAGGAAAAUGUGCUACAAAAAACUUGAAGAAGUAAAAACUUCAGCCUUGGACAAAAACACUAGCAGAACUAUUUAUGAUCCUGUACAUGCAGCUCCAACCACUUCUACGCGUGUGUUUUAUAUCAGUGUAGGGGUUUGCUGUGCAGUAAUAUUUCUUGUAGCAAUAAUAUUAGCUGUUUUGCACCUUCAUAGUAUGAAAAGGAUUGAACUGGAUGACAGCAUCAGUGCCAGCAGUAGUUCCCAAGGGCUGUCUCAGCCAUCUACCCAGACGACCCAGUAUCUGAGAGCCGAUACACCCAAUAAUGCAACUCCUAUUACCAGUUAUCCUACCUUGCGGAUAGAGAAGAACGACCUGAGAAGUGUCACUCUUUUGGAGGCCAAAGCUAAGGUGAAGGAUAUAGCAAUAUCCAGGGAGAGGAUAACUCUAAAAGAUGUACUCCAAGAAGGUACUUUUGGGCGUAUUUUCCAUGGGAUUUUAGUAGAUGAAAAAGAUCCAAGUAAAGAAAAACAAACAUUUGUAAAAACAGUUAAAGAUCAAGCUUCUGAAGUUCAGGUGACAAUGAUGCUCACUGAAAGUUGUAAGCUGCGAGGUCUUCAUCACAGAAAUCUGCUUCCUAUUACCCAUGUGUGUAUAGAAGAAGGAGAAAAGCCCAUGGUGAUACUGCCUUACAUGAACUGGGGGAAUCUUAAAUUGUUUUUACGGCAGUGCAAAUUAGUAGAGGCUAAUAAUCCUCAGGCAAUUUCUCAACAAGACCUGGUACAUAUGGCUAUUCAGAUUGCCUGUGGAAUGAGCUAUCUGGCCAGAAGGGAAGUCAUCCACAAAGAUCUGGCUGCUAGGAACUGUGUCAUUGAUGACACACUUCAAGUUAAGAUCACAGACAAUGCCCUCUCCAGAGACUUGUUCCCCAUGGACUAUCACUGUCUGGGGGACAAUGAAAACAGGCCAGUUCGAUGGAUGGCUCUGGAAAGUCUGGUUAAUAAUGAGUUCUCCAGCGCUAGUGAUGUGUGGGCCUUCGGAGUGACGCUGUGGGAGCUCAUGACUCUGGGCCAAACGCCCUAUGUGGACAUUGACCCCUUUGAGAUGGCCGCGUACCUGAAAGAUGGUUACCGAAUAGCCCAGCCCAUCAACUGUCCUGAUGAACUAUUUGCCGUGAUGGCUUGUUGCUGGGCCUUGGAUCCGGAGGAGAGGCCCAAGUUCCAGCAGCUGGUACAGUGUCUCACAGAGUUCCAUGCAGCCCUGGGGGCCUAUGUGUGACGCUCCUCCCACAGUCCCACAGCUUCCAGCGGAAGGUGCCUGUCAGGGCUCGCUUGGAGCCAGUCACGGACGCUUCAUCCAUGACACAACGCCAGCAGGAGCACAUUCGUCUUCCAGAACACCGUGCCUUAGGAACGCUUUAGAAUCGGAACUUUUUAAGACACACUUAAUAAUGUGGAAUAAUUUUCUAGAUACCAGUUUUAUUAGGUUGAACUGAAAAGGUUUUUGUAAAUUUUUGGGCCAAAAAAUUUUAAAACAUAGUUACUUUGGACUAGGGGUACAUUCUUACAAAAUAAAUAAACAGUUUUUUAAAUUGUUUAAACACAGGUAUUUGGAAUAGCUAUCUUAGUGCCAAUUGCUUUUUAUUUUUUGACUUCAUCAAGGUAAUGUAGGUGAUUCACCUUUAAAGUUUUUAAAAUCUUUAUCACUAGUCUUGGGAAUGGUUUGUCUUCCAGAUGCAUUACUUUUUCUUAGAAAAAGAAAAACAGUAUAAAAAGAUGUCUGGUUUGUCUUACAGGGAAAGGCAAUAUUGGAGGAAAAAAACUUAACGAAAAGCUAGAGUAUGAAAAAAAAAUUUAAAAAAAUAAUUGAUUAGUAACAGAAACUGCCCCUUUGUAAAAUUGUUUCUUUUUUAUUUUAUUUUUUUAAUGAAAAGGAGUUCUGCUCCUUUAUUUUGGGGGAAGUAGGAGCUGAAUUCAUUGAAACAUCUUAAAUUUGGCAGAAAUUAGCUUUUCCUUGCGCUAGAAGUGAGUUUUGGGGGCAGGUGAGUAGUAAACAGUGAUGAUUUUAUUUAUUUUCACUCUCUGGAAAAGGUGAUAAUACAAUUUCAGAAAGUGAAAUCACGUUUCUAAGGUUAAGAAUCCCUUUUAUUGCACCUAGAAUAGUGCUAUGCACAGAGUAGGUGCUUGAGAUGUUGUGGGUUAAAAAAUGUAAACUGGUAAAUUUUGUGCUUAUCUACAAGGCUGGCUUAAGUAUAAAAUUGUUUUUUAAAACACUUGAAAAAUUAAAGGAUUUGUUUUAUAUGA
Molecule: messenger RNA, 3049 nt
Organism: Rhinolophus ferrumequinum (greater horseshoe bat)
Lineage: Eukaryota; Metazoa; Chordata; Mammalia; Chiroptera; Rhinolophidae
Gene: RYK
Product: receptor like tyrosine kinase
Exons: 15
Coding region: 204-2024 (606 amino acids)
Biological process (GO): axonogenesis; protein phosphorylation; multicellular organism development
Cellular component (GO): signaling receptor complex
Molecular function (GO): ATP binding; protein kinase activity
Source: RefSeq, a predicted model, not a curated record